Messenger RNA from Trichomycterus rosablanca, 1821 nucleotides. RefSeq lists its product as uncharacterized. The coding region runs from base 393 to 1088 and encodes 231 amino acids. NCBI's taxonomy places the organism in Eukaryota, Metazoa, Chordata, Actinopteri, Siluriformes, Trichomycteridae. Gene Ontology annotation, cellular component: B cell receptor complex; external side of plasma membrane. The transcript has 7 exons. Gene Ontology annotation, biological process: B cell receptor signaling pathway; B cell differentiation. The record is from RefSeq and is a predicted model, not a curated record.
CAAGACACUCUAAUACAUGACCUAAGCUAAUGCUAAGUGCUAACCAAUAACUCUAAUCUAAACACACAUAAACAAUGCUAAAGCUAAACUAGCAUAAAGUAACAUAAAGUUUUACGCACAUCAACAUGUUUACGUGUUCACUGUGCAUAAUUGUGUAUAAUUGUGUGUGUGUGUGUGUGUGUGUGUGUGUGUGUGUGUGUGUGUGUGUAGGUGUGUGUAACGUGCACUUUGGCCAACAUACACUGUGGUAUUUAGAUACUGUUCACACAACAUGAUACACACCCGGAAAACUGUGUACCAGCUUUCACUAGCCGUCGUUCUCACGGGUGUGUGUAACCUCACAUGCACUCUGUCCAACAUAGUCUGCAGCAUUUAGAUACUGUACACACAACAUGAUACCCACCCGAAAAACUGUACCAACUGUGUACCAGCUUUUACUAGCCGCCGUUCUCACGGAAGUGGCAUGUGCACCAAAUCUGACCGUGUGGCAAACGCCAAGAAACAUCAGCGUGCUGUCGGGUGAUACGGUGAACAUCACCUGUCAUUUCAUACUAAAAGCUCCAGAUCGAGCAGAAGUAAAAGUGCGCUGGUGGAAACAUGAUAACACCUUUAACUUCACUCAGAAUUAUAACUAUUCUGAGGAUAAAGAAACCAGUUUAAAUAAAUCUGUCACACUGAAGAUCCAGUCAGUUGAUGUGGGGAACGGCGGGGUUUAUCACUGUACAGUGUUUCAGGAAGUCCCGACUCUCAGAAAAGGACGAGAUAAACAGGGAACAGAACUUACAGUGGUGUUUGUGGUACCCACCAACUCCAGCAUCAUCACCAGCAGCAGUCAGCACCAUGUGAUUAUAUGGACGUCAGUACUGAUCACCGUCUGCAUCAUAUCUGUUACUUACAUCAUUUCCAGAUGUCGUCACACAAGACAAAAACAAGAGAGAGAACAUCAGUCUGUUCAGGAUGAGGUUCUUUAUGCUAAACUGAACAUUCCCGAAUCUCAGGAGAGGAGAAACACACACGCUGUGAAUCAGACUCAGGAAGCUGAAACUACAUCAGAGGUUUUAUACUCAGAUAUUCGAGUGAAAUUCUGAAGUUAUUUCAGAAAUAAAAAACUGAUUUCUUCUAACUUCCAAAAAUAUGCAGUAGGUGGAUUGGCUGGAUCAGGUAAAUGAUGCCGUGCCAUGAAUUAAUGCCUGAUUAUGGGUGUGUUCAUAUUUUGUGCUUCCUUGUGGCUGCUGGACCCAUCAGGUCCCUGACCAGGAUGAAGCAGUUAGCGGAAAUGGAUGAAUGUAUGAUGUUCUACAUGAUGUAAACAUUAAUGAUGAUUGUUUGUUUAUUGUGACACCAGAAUGAUUAAAGUUCCAGCCAGUAAAAGGUUUUUUAUGGAGCUAAACAUGUUUUACUACAGAUUUUUAUUUUCUAAGUGUAACAUAGUGUUUUGUUUACAUUGUGUUUAUUGUAAAAGUUAGUAAUUCAUAUGAAAUAGUGCGACAAUUUGUUAAUCAGAUACAUUUUAUAUUUAUAAAAUUGUGGCCAAAAGUAUGUGGACGCCCCUGAUUACUGAGUUCAGGUGUAAAUUACUGGGUAAAUCAGGUGAAUUGUGUAAAACGAGGUUUAAUUUUACUGCUGCAGCUUCAAACAAACAAAAAUACCAAUAAAACCCACCAAGUUUAAUAACUGAAAUAAUUUAUUAGAAAGUUUUGAAAUGUUGGUCGUAAUUUUAGACAGUGAAGUUGAACAGGAGACGUGAUGAAAGACUCGUGGAGUUAUUGAACCCGAAUCGCUCGUCCUCGUCGUCUUAACGAUGAUAAAGUGAAGCCAUAA